GUUUUGAGAGGAGUUUCGGCGUUGGCGGGGGCACUGCCAAGGGCUAUGUUUUUGUUCGGAAAUCAUCGGACAAUGGAUCUGAUCCCGACUGGGCGGUAGAUGAGUGUUGAAGAGGCCGAGCGGUGGGGGCUUGUUAAGGAGAUUGUACCGCAGGGCAAGUUGCUGAGUAGAGCUUUGAACUAUGCUGAAGAGAUUGCAAGUCUAAGUCCAGAUAGCGUUAUUAUUUCGCGCCUGUCGGCAAGGGAGGUUUGGGAAACGGGGUCAGAGCUGUGGGCGGACAAGAUGUUGAGAGGACCGGACGUUGACGAAGGUUUGAAUGCAUACAAGGAGAAGAGACAACCAAAAUGGGUGCCCUCGCACCUUUGA
Molecule: messenger RNA, 366 nt
Organism: Verticillium dahliae VdLs.17
Lineage: Eukaryota; Fungi; Ascomycota; Sordariomycetes; Glomerellales; Plectosphaerellaceae
Product: enoyl-CoA hydratase
Exons: 2
Coding region: 100-366 (88 amino acids)
Source: RefSeq, a predicted model, not a curated record